Sorex araneus (European shrew) is the source of this 2224-nucleotide messenger RNA. It is a transcript of the gene MAPK11, whose product is annotated as mitogen-activated protein kinase 11. The record is from RefSeq and is a predicted model, not a curated record. The coding region runs from base 78 to 1172 and encodes 364 amino acids. Gene Ontology annotation, molecular function: ATP binding; MAP kinase activity. Gene Ontology annotation, cellular component: cytoplasm; nucleus. NCBI's taxonomy places the organism in Eukaryota, Metazoa, Chordata, Mammalia, Eulipotyphla, Soricidae. The transcript is spliced from 12 exons. Gene Ontology annotation, biological process: intracellular signal transduction; protein phosphorylation.
GAGGGGCGCGGGGCGGAACCGCCCGGCCCGAGUCCGCGCCCCGCCCGCCGCGCGCGCCUCCCGCGGCCGCUCCGGACAUGUCGGGCCCCCGCGCCGGCUUCUACCGCCAGGAGCUGAACCAGACGCUGUGGGAGGUGCCGCUGCGGCUGCAGGGCCUGCGGCCGGUGGGCUCCGGCGCCUACGGCUCCGUGUGCUCGGCCUAUGAUGCGCAAUUGCGCCAGAAAGUGGCGGUGAAGAAACUGUCACGACCGUUCCAGUCUCUGGUCCACGCGCGGAGGACCUACAGGGAACUGCGGCUGCUCAAGCACCUCAAACACGAGAAUGUCAUCACGCUCCUGGAUGUCUUCACACCAGCCACGUCCAUCGAGGACUUCAGCGAAGUGUACCUGGUCACCACCCUGAUGGGCGCCGACCUGAACAGCAUCGUCAAGUGCCAGGCUCUGAGCGAUGAGCACAUCCAGUUCCUGGUGUACCAGCUGCUGCGUGGGCUGAAGUACAUCCACUCGGCCGGCAUCAUCCACCGGGACCUGAAGCCCAGCAAUGUGGCUGUGAACGAGGACUGUGAGCUCAAGAUCCUGGACUUCGGGCUGGCUCGCCAAGCGGACGAGGAGAUGACUGGCUACGUGGCCACGCGCUGGUACCGAGCCCCGGAGAUCAUGCUGAACUGGAUGCAUUACAACCAGACAGUGGACAUCUGGUCAGUGGGCUGCAUCAUGGCCGAGCUGCUCCAGGGGAAGGCCCUCUUCCCGGGAAGCGACUAUAUCGACCAACUUAAGCGCAUCAUGGAGGUGGUGGGGACGCCCAGCCCUGAGGUUCUGGCGAAGAUUUCCUCGGAACACGCCCGGACCUACAUCCAGUCCCUGCCUCCCAUGCCCCAGAAGGACCUCAGGAGCAUCUUCCGGGGAGCCAGCCCCCUGGCCGUGGACCUCCUGGGAAGGAUGCUGGUACUGGACAGCGACCAGAGGGUCAGUGCGGCAGAGGCACUGGCCCACGCCUACUUCAGCCAGUACCACGACCCCGACGACGAGCCCGAGGCCGAGCCCUAUGACCACAGCCUGGAGGCCGCGGAGCACACACUGGAGCAGUGGAAGGAGCUCACCUAUCAGGAGGUGCUCAGCUUUAAACCCCCGGAGCCAGCCCAGCCGCCAGGCAGCCUGGAGAUCGAGCAGUGAGGCGCUGCCCACUGGACCACACUGCCGCUCGGGGCCCCAGCCCCAUCCUCACCCUGCCGCAGCCCCAGCCCCAGAGAUGGACAGCGUCCCCAUGCCAGCAGUCCUCACUGUGGAGGACCCCACCCCAGGUUUGGGGUGGUUGUCACCUGAUCUCAGUCCCAGAGGACCUGGCUGGGGUGGGGUCCUCAGAGCUGAGGCUCAGGUGCCUUUGGGCCUGUGGGGGGGACAGGGGGGGCCCCAGCCAGGUGUUGCAGCCACACUCACCUGCGCUGUGUGCAAUGGGGGUGGGGUGUAGGGUAGGGAGCUCUGUGCUGCCCCUGCACUCCGUGUUCUUGCUGCCAUGGGGUGCUGAGGCCCGCGGUGCCUCUGAUGAGGGGCUUAGGUGGGCAAGGGGCACUGUGUGAGCAGAGCCUGUGAAGCCAGUAGAGUCCUUGGGGAGGCUUUGUGCCACACUCUGCUUUGCUCAAGGGUGCCCCCUGGUGGUGUGGGGUGGAAUUGCGCCUGGCCAUGCUCAAAGACCACCCCCACCUCGGCCCACCCACCUCAGCCUCCAGCCCCUGCAGUAGUUCCCUUUUCUUUUUUCUUUUUCUUUCUUGUUUGCCUGUCUUGGGGCCCCACCUGGCAAUGCUCAGGGCUUACUCCUGGCUCUGCACUCAGGAAUUAGUCCUGGCGAUGCUCCGGGGACCACGGGAUGCUGGGGGUGGAACCCGGGUCAGCCGUGUGCAAGGCAAACGCCCUCCCCGCUGUGCUAUGGCUCGGGCACCUGCAGUAGGUCUCUGCAGCCUGAGGAUGCUGGGCUAGCUGGGGGCUCCAGGGGCUGCUGGGGACGGGAACUGGGCCAGGACCUCAGCAUGGGCCCAGGAGGAAGCUGCUGCCGUCAUCUCCGCCCUCCCCGCAGGGACUGGCUGGUCUGCGGCCAGAGAGGAGAGUGUGGGAGACGGCCUUCUCUCAGGGGGUGUCAGGUGGGAGGUGGCCUCCGGACCCCGGGGUGUGACUAUCGCCAUAUGCAGGACCAGGUUUCAUAAUAAAGGGCUUUCUCUGCCUCGACUGUA